AUGGAGGCUAUGGUGGCUGGGUAUGGUCCUAGUGUUUUCGGAGCGCAAGACAUGGCAUUUGUCAGGAGCAUUUCAUGGCAUGUAUCGUGCAAGGCGGGCUUCCGACUCGAUCUAUGGAAGCCGCAGAAUCAUGAAACAAUCGUCUCGGAGCUCGAAGACGGAAUCUUCACCGAGCUAUUCACGGAGAAAUACAAGCGCGAAGGAUUGAUAAAGCACGCCUAUUACUUUGGCGCGCUCGCAUUGCGGCUCGGUGUCAAAAUUGGGGACGAGGACUUGAAGACCUUCAAAGCAAUCCUCAAGCGCCGUUUCCCAGGUGUGGAGGAGGUCAAGAUGCAGAUCAAGAAAGCCUUCGAAGCAUACAAGAAUGACGGAACACCGUGGGUUUUUGACGAUGCGGGGCAGCUUGAAGCAGCGAAGCAACAGGCCGCUAGUAAGGAUGAUGGCAACGUUGAUGCUAUUGGUAAGACAGACGGUCACGAUGAGCGCGCGGUGAGUAGCAAAAGCAAAGGGAAAACUACCGCGAAGAAGAGAAAAGCAACUGCGGACCCUGUGGAGGAGUCCUCUGGGAAUAGUGCUCCUGGUAACACCGCCAACACCGAUGCAUUCUAUUCUGAUAAGCUAAUGAAAGACCCUCCAGGACCUCGCAAGCGUCUCAAGGUCGAUGACAUGGCUGCAGCAGAAGUGUACGAGCUCUUGCAUCUUUUGUACGGCCGCUUAGCAGAGAUUGAAAAGGCCGAGAAGGACAUGGGAGAUACAGAAGUAGUGGAGGCAUGA
This is a messenger RNA of Bacidia gigantensis, 774 nucleotides long. RefSeq lists its product as uncharacterized. The transcript has 2 exons. NCBI's taxonomy places the organism in Eukaryota, Fungi, Ascomycota, Lecanoromycetes, Lecanorales, Ramalinaceae. The record is from RefSeq and is a predicted model, not a curated record. Bases 1 to 774 code for a protein of 257 amino acids.